Messenger RNA from Vitrella brassicaformis, 2565 nucleotides. The record is from the annotation of a GenBank genome assembly. Lineage: Eukaryota; Vitrellaceae.
ACGACGGAUUCUGAUCAAAACCCCCCUUUUCGGAUCUUGUCACCAUGAUCAACACGUUAUGGGAGAAUCAGCGACAGAUGGAGAAGCUGAAGAGCAAGCUGGACAGAAUCGAGAGGCAAAGGGCCGAGACUAUGAUGCUCAGAAGCCAACCCCAGCCGCCUCCCCCAUUUGUGUGGCCGUCUCCUUAUGGGUAUCCACAUGUUCCGCCUCCUCCGCCGGCCCAGUCUCACCAGAUGGAGAAACUGCUUGAGGGCAUCGACAAGAGACAGGGGGACAUUCAGAGCAUGCUGUUCGCCCUGGCCCUCAAUCAUCACCGCACCAGCGAUGAUCACGGACGGAGAAGCGAGGGGGAGGCCCCGCCACGUAAGAUCAGUGCAACCAAGGCAAUGAUGAGACGGGCGAUAGUGCUGCCUGUUUCUCGUGUGUGUGAUCGACCAGCCGCACGAAAGCACGAGCCUCGCUCUUCCCAACUGCAGACCGAGAGCCGCUCCCCAGACCAGCCUCGCAAACGAUCAGUCAGCAUCAAGGUGAGGCACCACACUCCCCUGUCAACACACACACACGGACUGUUUGCUCGCCUGCAUGCUGCCCAUCAAGGGCAGGAGCCGGUGGAGACGGAUGAGGCUGAGGAGGAGGAGGCAGAGGGCUCUUCAAACAGCGCGGAGAGCAGCGCCGACGACCACGACGAUGGGCCCGAUGACCCUGCGGAGGAUCCAUCGAGAUGGCUCAAGUUCGAUGACGAGGACAAGCGGAAGAAACGCAAGGAGAAGAGAGAGAAGAAGAAACAGCCUAAAGACGAGCAGCACGAGGAGCACACUGAGGAGAUGGACAAGGAAGAAGACACACACGGAGACAGGGAAGGAGACGAGGGCGAGAAAUCGGUCGAGGAUGCUGAGAAGCCGGCGUCAACGGAGCCUCUAGAGGCUAAGCGCAAGCGGAGUGCGCUAUCCCGAUUCCGAGUGGCUGGCUUGGCCGCUUUCUACCCAUACGUCCUCAAAAAAGACGUAUGUAGGAGGCGAGAGAGGGGGACGUCUCACACAAAUGCACAAAUAUGCAUGCCCACACGUCGUGUCGUGUGGCAGGUGAUCGAGUCGAACCAGUGGGUGCGGGAGAAAGCCCUGGAGAGCUUCAGCAGCCAACUCCACCUCUACAUCGAGGUGGGUGCGUGUGACCAGGGAGCUUCCCCAGGACACCCUCCCAGUCACCCUGUCUCUGUCAGAUAUGCAAGACGUGGAUCUUGCGGCAGAUCAAGCCAUGCCUGCUGACCAUUCUCUCCGACACCAAGCGCAAGUACGACCCAGCGAGUCUCGCAAAGGAGCCCGAGGAACUCCGCUGGGGCAUCACCGGUCGGCUGCUCACCUUUCGCAGACCACCGAGCAUCCAGCCACAGCACUCCGGGCGCGGAGACGCAUCCCCGGCCGGGGCCAGUCCGGUUCCUGAUAUCGUCGUCAACGGGCAGCCGCCGGCGAAGGCGCCUGCUGAGCUGUUCCCGAGCAAGCAGGCCUCCAAUGCGCCGCUGACGCCAAGACGGCAGCUGGAGCUUCGCGUGGAGGUCCUGCUUCAGCUGCUUGAGGAGCUGCUGCAGCAGCCUCCGCCGCCACCCCUGCUGAAGUUCUUCUGUCAGCUGACGGCCUCCCGUGUGCACGUGCCCGACGACUACCUCAUGCCCUGGGAGGCACAGCACUUCGACAAGGACAUCCACGGCGCUCUCAUGUGAGAAGACAGAGGACACAGAAAGAGAAGGCCCGUGUUGACGUUGUGUGUGUGAGGUGCAGAGUGAGACCGGUGGUAGUGCCAUCCGAGGAAGACAAAGAGCGAGACGACUUCUUCCCGGCUGAUGACGAGGAGACUGUGUCGUUUGGGGGUGAGGUGCUGAUCGCUGGCUUUGUGGGUGUGAGGGUGCUGCUCCAACGCAUCCUCACCGGCGUCUCUCCUGGGUGCGUGGGGGGGCGGGGGGCGACUGUGGGCGGCAGGAGAAGGACAAAGAACAAAGACUGGUGCUGGGCUGUGCAUCUUGGUUGUGCCUGGGCAGGAGCAACAAGCAGGCGGCCAUCAACCUCAAGGCCUUCACAACAGUUGUGCACCGGCUGAUGGCAAUGCGGUACGGCCGCCGGACUGAGGGGCAGUCGAGCACCAGCCUGUUUGGAGAGAUGCCGUGUCUGAUGCCCACUGACGAGUCCAAAGACAAAGGGCCUCUGCUCUUCAGCGUACACACACACGCAGAAAUGAGACACGAAUCCGACUGAAUGUGUGUGUGUGUGUGCUCUGCGUGUUUUCUGCUGGUGUGCAGGACACCGAGAUGGCUUCGUUCUAUCAGCACAGCCACCACUGGUAGGCCAGACAACUCACGAACAUCCAUGUGUCACACCAUGCACCUUGUUCCCUUCCUCAGGCUAGAGACACAGACUACGCGGCUGCAGACAUUUUUCACACAGUGUCCGUCAGAGCUGAUCUGACAAUGACGGAGGCUCGCCCGCUCGCUCCCUCGCAGUGCAGUGGCACGUAGAAAGGCACACAUGCUAUGUGUUCCGUGGCAAUGCCUGCAUGUCUCACUCACAGACAUUU